AUGAGUCCACCUACCCAAGCCGCAUCUUCACCCUUAGACACAAUCAUCCCAUUCCAUUUCUGGGAUGACGUUCCUCAAAAUAGAGAAUUAUGCAUGAAUGUCACUCUCCGAUUCGACCGAAAACUCGAUUCCGAGCGACUUUACAAUUCUCUGACCCGUCUACUCGAGAUCGACAACUGGCGAAAACUCGGAGCUCGUCUAAGACUGGACAACUCGGGCAAAUUAGUUUAUCACCUCCCAUCAAAAUUCACCGAAGACCGACCUGGGUUCAUAUUCACAACCAAGAAACAUGAUGGCAGUAUCAAAGCCCAUCCUCUAGCAUCACAAAUGCCAUCUUCUACGCUGUUAAACAAACCCACCAAAGUAUGCAUACUAGACGGCAUGACCAGAUACUCUGCUCUCGUCCGCCACAAAUCAGCGCCAAGCAGUAUAGAGGAUUGGCUACAAACAGACAUUCCGCAGCUGGUCAUCCAUACAGUCCUCUUCAACGACGCAACGCUUCUUACAAUAACAUUCCAGCACACCCUCAUGGACGCAAUGGGCCUAUCUUCAUUUCUGCGUGCAUGGACGGCGGUUUUAUCAAACUGCGAAGAAGACAUUCCCCCGUUCCUCGGGUUCGAUGAGGAUAUCAUAGAAUCACAUAUCGAGCCCGUGUCCACUGAAAAGCAAGUAAUGGUGGGACAGACAAUGGCAGGAAUUUUAUUCGGACAGAUUUCGCUUCUGCUUUUCGCUCUCGCGGGGUGGUGGGAGAUGUUCUGGUUUCCGCGCGUCGAGGAUAGAGUUCUUCUUAUUCCUGGGGAAUAUGUGCGCGAGUUGAGAGAGAGGACAUUACAGGAGCUGAAUGAAGAUUAUAAGAAAAAUACAAACACAAGUAUCCAGAAUGAUGGGCAGGUCAAAGAUAAAGACAAACCUCGCCCAUUCGUCAGCGAAAGCGAUGUUCUUCUUGCUUGGCUCUCAACACUCCUCGUCACAGCACACAAUCCCAACCCAAGCACUCCAGUUCAGAUUUCGAAUAUCUUUGACAUUCGCUCUGCGCUUGCUCUUCCGUCUCCGGGCGUGUACAUCGGGAACGCGAUAAUGCCAUCGUAUGGAGAGUUCCAGGCACGCGAGUUUGGAGUCCGGAAUCACAGCACGGGUUUAGAUUACCGGUUAGGCUCUGUCGCUAUGAAGAUCCGCCAGGCACUAGAGACACAGCGCAUGAAGGAGCAGGUUUUUGCACGUACAGCGUUGCGGAAGAAGAUACUUCGCGAGAUGGGGUCUUUGCCGCUUAUUAGCCACGCUGGUCAGCUUGGUAUUUGCUGUACGAAUUGGCAGAGGGCUGGGUUUUUUGGUGUUGAUUUUGGGGGCGCGGUUGUUGGAGACCAGGUUGGGAAGGGGUUUAUACCCUGUAGGCCCUCUUAUGUUAAUACAGCGGGGGCAGGACCGUUGGAUGGACAUGGACCGCGGAAUAUGAUGAUUGUUACUGGCAAGGAUGGGAUGGGGAAUUGGUGGGUGCAGAUUUUUGCCAGGGAGGAGGUUUGGGGGAAGAUCGGGGAAUGGACGAGAGAGCAGGAUGUGCAGGAUAUGAGUUUAUAG
Penicillium vulpinum is the source of this 1575-nucleotide messenger RNA. Its product is annotated as Transferase. The record is from RefSeq and is a predicted model, not a curated record. The transcript has 2 exons. Gene Ontology annotation, molecular function: acyltransferase activity, transferring groups other than amino-acyl groups. Lineage: Eukaryota; Fungi; Ascomycota; Eurotiomycetes; Eurotiales; Aspergillaceae. Bases 1 to 1575 code for a protein of 524 amino acids.